Lolium rigidum is the source of this 545-nucleotide messenger RNA. RefSeq names its product protein RADIALIS-like 3. The record is from RefSeq and is a predicted model, not a curated record. The transcript has a single exon. Gene Ontology annotation, molecular function: DNA-binding transcription factor activity. The coding region runs from base 114 to 431 and encodes 105 amino acids. Lineage: Eukaryota; Viridiplantae; Streptophyta; Magnoliopsida; Poales; Poaceae.
CACACAUAGCUGUAUAACUAUAACCCAUCGAUCGAUUACUCGGAAGUUCAGCUAGUGAACCGCAGAGACCGAUCGAGCAGAUCUUUCAAACAAAGAUCGUACAUAGUAUUUGGAUGGCGUCGAUGUCGGUGAACUCGUCGAGGCCGCAGUGGACGGCGAAGCAGAACAAGCAGUUCGAGCAGGCGCUGGCGGUGUACGACAAGGAUACGCCGGACCGGUGGCACAACAUCGCGCGCGCCGUGGGUGGUAAGACCGCCGACGAGGCCAGGCGCUACUACGAGCUGCUCGUGGACGACGUCAAGCGCAUCGAGGCAGGCAGGGUGCCGUUCCCGGCGUACAGGUACCCUGGUGGCGCCAUGGGCGGGUACGAGGCCGACAGGUACGCCGUACUGAGGAAAGGGAACCCCUCUUCAAGAGCAGUCCCAAAUUGAUUCUGAUUUUAUCGCACAUGGCUUACUAAUCGGUAGAUUUAUGGUGUUUAUAUAGAAUUAGCUGUCUGCCUGCUGUUUGCUAAUGUGGAAGCUUUUGCUCCACUGUCAGGCUGA